Molecule: messenger RNA, 1824 nt
Organism: Microcebus murinus (gray mouse lemur)
Lineage: Eukaryota; Metazoa; Chordata; Mammalia; Primates; Cheirogaleidae
Gene: EBI3
Product: Epstein-Barr virus induced 3
Cellular component (GO): membrane
Molecular function (GO): protein binding; cytokine receptor activity
Source: RefSeq, a predicted model, not a curated record
GUCGCGGGGACAAAUCCCAUCUGAACGCCUUACUUUAAAAAAAACCAAAUGGGUGCAAAAUAACGUCCAUGACAAACAAAAUACCCAAAUGUUAAAAGAACGAGGAGAUCUGAGCUGGCACCCGCACCGCCUGAUUCCCCUCCGAACCCCAAGCCUGGCCCUGGCGGAGCCCCCAGCCCCUCCCCCCCAUGCUUGGGGAGUCCCCCCGAAAUCCCCACAGGCUUCUGGGAGCUUUCCAGUUCCUGGAGGGACACGGGAGUGUGGCCGGGGAUCCCCGUCUGUCCCCGGGGCUUUCCUUGGGUGUCAGGGCAGGCGCUGCGCCCAGCAGGAGCCAGCGGUCCCUGGAGUCCGGGUUUCCCGCGGUGGCUGCUGCGUCCUGGGUCCCCCUGUGGCAGUGCACGGUUGGUAGCCAGUGAGUCUCCCCCCAGCCUGCGCCCGGCGUCGCUGGGUCCCUGUCUCUGUCUCUGUCUCUGUCUCAGCCUCUGUCUUGUCCUGUGUCCCUGUCACCCUGCCGGGGUUCCGGGUUUCCCCCACGCUGCAGCGGAAGGAAGGAAGGGCUGCAGACCCACGUGCUGGGAAAGGCCAGCGGCCCCCACUUCUCCCUUUCCCGGCCUCCUCUCCCCGCCCCCACCCGAGACCUUCCGACCUUCCCUUCCGCGCAGAGGUGGCCGGGGCAGGGCCGGGGGCUGCCGCCUUGCUCACCUCUCGUGCCAGGACCCGAGGGGAAGUGGGGGCCUGGAUCCAGGCUGGGCUUCCCCCUGGGCGGGCCCCAAGUCCCCGCCUCCUGCCUCAGUCUCCAAGCACUGUCCCCACCCCAGCUCCUGGAAGCCCAGCCGGCCACAGCCAUGACCCCGGGGCUUCUCCUGGCCCUCGCCCUCUGGGCCAGCUGCCCGCCCUGCCGUGGAAGGGAAGCCGCUCCCACCCUGCCCAGGGUGCAGUGCCGGGCCCCCCGAUACCCGCUGGCGGUGGACUGCUCCUGGACCCUGCGGCCAGCCCCCAACGCCACCAGGCCCGUGCCCUUCAUUGCCACCUACAGGCUCGGCGUGGCCGCGCAGGGCGAGAGCCGGCCCUGCCUCCAGCCCACACCCGAGGCCACCAGCUGCGCCAUCCCGGACGUCCAGCUGUUCUCCAGGGUGCCCUAUGUGCUCAACGUCACGGCCGUCCACCCUCGGGGCGCCAGCAGCAGCUUCCUGCCCUUCGUGGCCGAGCACGUCAUCAAGCCUGACCCUCCGGAAGGCGUGCGCCUGAGCCCCCUGCCUGGGCAGCAGCUGGGGGUGCGGUGGGAGCCCCCCCGGUCCUGGCCCUUCCCGGAGAUCUUCUCGCUCAAAUACCGGAUCCGCUACAAGCGGCACGGGGCCGCCCGCUUCCGUCAGGUGGGGCCCAUUGAAGCCACCUCCUUCACCCUCAGGGCUGUGCGGCCGCGGGCCAGGUACUGCGUGCAGGUGGCUGCGGAGGACCUCACUGACUACGGGGAGUCGAGCGACUGGAGCCUCCCUGCAACCACUCUCGUGAUGCCGCGCCAUUAGUGGGGGGUUCCAGUGUCCCUAAAGAGGGGCCGGGUCCCUGACACCCCCCAACCCCGAUGCCAGCCAUUUGAGGGUGGAUGGGACCCACCUGGCCAGGGUUGGAGUCCUGGCUUUGCUGCCGCCAAGCUGCUGGGCAACCUCAGGCAACUGACUUUGCCCCCUCUGAGCCUCAGUUUCCCAAUCUGUAAAAUGGGAAUGUGCUCUCCCCUUGAACUGUGGAUGUGAGAUAUUUUUUAUUUAAGAAAAGAAUCUUGGAAUUUUAAUUAGAAAAGACUCAUUGUUGGCCGGGCGCGGUGGC